Messenger RNA from Dendroctonus ponderosae (mountain pine beetle), 2970 nucleotides. RefSeq names its product DNA repair protein REV1 (gene Rev1). NCBI's taxonomy places the organism in Eukaryota, Metazoa, Arthropoda, Insecta, Coleoptera, Curculionidae. Gene Ontology annotation, cellular component: nucleus. Gene Ontology annotation, biological process: error-free translesion synthesis; error-prone translesion synthesis. Gene Ontology annotation, molecular function: damaged DNA binding; deoxycytidyl transferase activity; DNA-directed DNA polymerase activity. The coding region runs from base 289 to 2946 and encodes 885 amino acids. The transcript is spliced from 15 exons. The record is from RefSeq and is a predicted model, not a curated record.
GCCAGUAUCGAAUCAUCCUAAACCAAGCUUUCGAAUAAAAAUAAAAUCAAUACAAAAAAUACCUUCCCAUUUAGAACGAAAACGAAUUUUUGGGAAAAUUUUAAUUAUUGUUCCGGUAUUUUUCACAUUUUUUUAUGCACAAUAAAGAAAAAUUUGGCGAUUUUCUGCUACUGUGCCAAAGAUAACGAAGGAGAAGACUUCCAGUUACUACCCUAACCUCUAUAAACAUUGAGAUACAUUUAAAAAUUGCCCACUUUAGCAAAAUUCUGCUCAAUUGAUGCCUGCAAAAUGUGCGGUCGCGGAGGCAAAGGGAACCCCAAGAAACCACCAAAAGAUGGUUUUGAGGAUUGGGGCGGCUACAUGGCGGCCAAGAAGGCCAAACUGCUAGACCAGUUCCACAGCGCCCAGGUGGAAAAAGUGUCGGAUAUUUUCGCAGGCGUUCGAAUUCUUGUCAACGGAUUCACUAACCCCUCGGCAGCCGAGCUGAAGAGCCUGAUGGCGGCGCAUGGGGGCGAGUACCAUCUGUACCAGGCCUCGUCCACCACCCAUAUAAUCGCCUCCAACUUGCCCAACGUUAAAAUAAAGCACUUGGGGGCCGUCCCUAUAGUGAAACCAGCCUGGAUCACUGAGAGCAUCGCUUUGAACAAGCUGCUGGAUUACACCAACUAUCUGCUGUACAGCAACCAGUCCAGGCUGCAGCCUGCGUUGAAUUUUGUCGUUCUUCCAAAACCUGACGCUGAUUUCAUCGAGGAGGAAAUUCCUCGGGCAAAGAGUGCCAGCCGGUCGACGAAAACCGCGUCGGACCCGAAGUUUCUCGAAGAGUUUUACAGCAACUCCCGCUUGCAUCUCAUUUCGACAUUGGGGGCUGAAUUCAAGCAGCUGGUGAGCAAACUGCGAGAGGGCUCUAACGGCAAGUUUCCCGGCAGGGAAAAGCUGGUUUUACGCAGCGCUCAUGGAAAUGCGGGCCCCAAUGUGCCUGCGUCCAUAGUCAUGCACAUCGACAUGGAUUGUUUCUUCGUCUCAGUAGGGCUGCGCAAGCAUCCCGAGCUGAAGGGCCUGCCAGUGGCAAUUGCCCAUGCCAGAAGCGGAGUGCUUAACUCAGCCGAUCCGACCCGACAGGCCAUCAGGGAUCAGGAGUUUGCCCUCUACGAGGAAAGACUGCCAGAAGGUGGAGUAUCCCGAGUGGUCGAUAUCAAGGAGCAGAUGGACGGUUUGGCUUCGAUGUCCGAAAUCGCCAGCUGCAGCUACGAAGCGCGGAAGUACGGCAUCAAGAACGGAAUGUUUUUGGGGCAGGCGGUCAAGCAGUGUCCAGGCCUAAAGACCCUGCCUUAUGACUUUGAGGGCUACAAGGAAGUUUCCAACCUGCUCUACCACACUGUGGCCUCAUACACUCUGGACAUAGAAGCGGUGAGCUGCGACGAGAUGUACGUAGAUGUAAAGGCGAUUCUAGCCGAAUGCGGCUUAACAGUGGAGGAAUGGGCGUCGCAUAUUAGGAGCGAGAUAAUGGAAGUGACCGGCUGUCCAUGCUCUACAGGUUUUGGAGCCAAUAGGCUGCAGGCCCGGCUGGCCACCAGAAAAGCCAAACCGGCAGGACAGUAUCACCUACAAGCGGACCAAGUGGACGCUUAUAUGGCCGAGAUUUCCUUGGCUGAUCUUCCAGGGGUGGGCAGAGCCACUUUGGCCAAGCUCAGGAAUCUUGGUUGUAGCACUUGUGGGGACUUGCAGAGUGGCUCAUUGAAAACCGUGCAGUCCGAGCUGGGAAACAAGCUGGGCGAGAGAAUUUGGGAACAAGCGCACGGCCUGGACAACAGGCCCUUGGACUUUAACCACGAGCGAAAGUCUGUGUCGGCUGAAAUCAACUACGGCAUUCGGUUCAAAACCAGGGAGGAAUGCUACAGCUUCCUGCAAAGCCUGGCCGGGGAGGUUUUUAGCCGUUUGUCCGACAUUGGCAUGAAGGCUCGGGGGCUCACGCUCAAGCUUUUAGUGCGCGCCGAAGGCGCCCCUGUUGAAACUGCCAAAUUCCUAGGCCAUGGCGUCUGCGACGCCAUCACAAAGAGCAGCACCGCAAAUUUGGUGUUUUCCACCUCUGAGGUGAUCUACAAAGAAGCCAAGGCGAUUUACGAUAAGUUGAACGUGUCCUUUGCCGAACUGAGGGGAGUGGGAAUCCAACUGACUAAACUGGAGAAAAAUGCGCCCACCAACAAGGCCAUGAGCAACUUCUUGAAGCAAGCGCAAGCCAAGCCCGCAAAGGAACCGAGCUGCAGCUCGGAACAGGCAGCUCCACAGCCAAACCAGAAAGAUCGCGAUCCAAAACCCAAGGGCUCCACUAGUUCCAAGCCAUUGCCUCGACUGAGCAAGGCGAAGAGCGGCACUAAAGGUGGAAAAGCAUCGGCUAAGGGGACAAUGCUGCAAUUUUUGGGCCAAGGCAGCGCAGGCCCAUUCCAAGUGAAACGGGAGCAAAUCGACUUGGAGGUGUUGAAAGAGCUGCCGGAAGACAUUCGCAACGAGUUGCUGAAAGAGUACCGGUUGGACGUGAAUCAGCAACAUGCAGCUGGCAAAAGCAAAGCAGAGAACUGUGCAAACAACGAAAGCUUGAAAGCGGACGCAUCCUCAUCAGCGUCAAUCGCGAAACAGUCACCGUUCGCCUCUCAGACCUGGGAGCAGGUGAAAGAAGGAAUCAAAACCUGGAUCCAAUCGGAAAUGGAGCCCGCCGAUGUAGACGUGGAAAUGCUGGCCGAAUACCUGCGAAGCUUGGCUCUGGAUAGGCGCAUUGAAACUCUCCAAGGCGGCUUCAACUUCCUCCACAGGAAAUUUCAGAAUUUAAGUUGCGCUUGGCAUCGGGCCUACUUUUCCCUGGUGGAUGCCGUCCAGCAAGGCAUGGUAGCCCGUUACGGGAAAACCUUACUAAUAGAGAAUGUGAACUUUUCGUGUUGCCAAAUCGACUAGAUCUACGUGUUAUCAUAAGAGAUA